Molecule: messenger RNA, 216 nt
Organism: Octopus sinensis (East Asian common octopus)
Lineage: Eukaryota; Metazoa; Mollusca; Cephalopoda; Octopoda; Octopodidae
Product: protein PXR1-like
Exons: 2
Source: RefSeq, a predicted model, not a curated record
AAGAAAACGAGAGACAGAAAGAAGGAGAAAAAAGCGAGAAAGGAAAUAGAGAGAGAAAGAAACCAGAGGAAGAAAGAGAAAGAAGGAAAGAAUGCGAGAGCGAGAAAAGAAAGAGAGAGAAAAAGAAACGAGAGGAAGAAAGAGAUAAAUGAAAGAGUGAGAGAGAGGAAGAAGGAUAAAACGGAAACGAUGGGAAGAAAAGAAGAAGAAAAAAAG